UUCCCUGUAUUGGGGACAGAAAAUACGUUGUCCACUUGAUUUCUAAUCUAGCGAACAACUAAAAAUCCCGAAUCUUCUUCUUUUCAGUGACCAAUAAGAUUGCACUGUACCUAUUCCGGGUCAAGUUUUUGCGAGAUAUAUUAUUAUUGUAUAUAUAUGCAGAUGUGGUGAAAUUGCUCCCAGUGGAAAUCCGAAUACAUAAAGGGCGGCGAACCUUUGAUCCCCAAAGUCGUGCUUUCACACGGUGGCCGGUAACUGAGCAAAACUGAAAACGGAGAGGAAGAAGUGACCGAAUGGGGGUAGCGGCGGAAGCUCAUAACGUUAAAAUUUUGGGAUCAGGCACCGAGUACAUCGUUCUGGGUCAUGGUUUCGGCACGGAUCAAUCUGUGUGGAAACACUUUGUACCUUAUCUCGUCGACGAUUACCGUGUCGUUCUCUACGAUAACAUGGGCGCCGGUACCACUAACCCUGAGUACUUCGAUUUCGAGCGCUAUUCCACCUUAGAAGGAUACGCGUCUGAUUUGCUUGCCAUUUUAGAAGAGCUCCAAGUUGAAUCUUGCAUUUUCGUUGGCCACUCGGUUUCCGGAAUGGUUGGUGCUAUUGCUUCCAUUGCUCGCCCCGAUCUCUUCACCAAGCUCGUUAUGGUCGGCGCUUCCCCAAGGUAUUUGAACGACGUGGAUUACUAUGGAGGGUUUGAGCAGGAAGAGCUGAACCAGCUGUUCGAUGCUAUGGCGACGAAUUACAAAUCGUGGUGCAGCGGGUUCGCUCCGCUGGUUGUGGGCGGAGACUUGGAGUCCGUGGCGGUGCAGGAGUUUAGUCGAACGCUGUUCAACAUGAGGCCGGACAUAGGGCUGAUGGUGUCGCGGACAAUAUUUCAAAGCGAUAUGAGACACAUUCUGAAUCUUGUGAGUGUCCCCUGCCACAUCAUCCAGGCGGAGAAAGACAUGGCGGUUCCGGUGGUGAUCUCGGAGUUCCUCCACCAAAACAUCGGUGCUGAGUCCAUCGUGGAAGUUAUUCCCACCGAAGGCCAUUUGCCGCAGUUAAGCUCGCCGGAUAUCGUUAUUCCGGUGCUGCUCGAACACGUUCACCUUGAGAUUGAGUCAAGAAGAGUUAGAGCGUAGAGGUAGCAACUCUGUAGUAGUGGGAAUCAAAUGUCCAUUUCGCUGUGGUUCGUGGUGGGUUGACGAUCUCUGAACAGCGAGAAAAAGAACAAGGGCAGUAUGUCGUAAAUGUCAUUAGAUGUUUUAAAUCUAGGUUUAGUAACUCGUUUGUUUUUUUAAUUAUGAACAAAUUCUGUUUUAGCUUUUA
Molecule: messenger RNA, 1308 nt
Organism: Vigna radiata var. radiata (mung bean)
Lineage: Eukaryota; Viridiplantae; Streptophyta; Magnoliopsida; Fabales; Fabaceae
Product: probable esterase KAI2
Exons: 3
Coding region: 294-1121 (275 amino acids)
Biological process (GO): response to karrikin
Source: RefSeq, a predicted model, not a curated record